AUGUCCCUAUCACGCUGGCAUUCAAGUCAUGGCCAACACUCAUCACCAAGAUGGCACGGCCUUGGCUUCCACCGUAGUGGCUUUGACCAAGACAAGAUUAUCAACUUACUGACUACGCACGGCCGUUCGCAGCUCUACUUGAAUAGCGGUGAAGGUAUCCAUCGGGAUGCCAACAAGCUCUCGGAGGAGUGUCGUCAUCGCAAGCAGGCGGUCACCGUCAAUGGAGUGCCAAAGAAUAUUGACAACAAUGUGGAUGCUCUCGACCAAAUUUUCGGCUUGGAAGCGGCUGUCGAGGAGGCGCAGUGCGCCAUUCGUUCUGCCAGUAAAGAGGCUCGUUGCUUACCUACUGGUAUUGGUGUCGCCAAGCUCGGUAUCGGUGUCGCCAAGCUCGGUAUCGGUGUCGCCAAGCUCGGUAUAGGUGUCGCCAAGCUCGGUAUCGGUGUCGCCAAGCUCGGUAUCGGUGUCGCCAAGCUCGAGAUUCGCCGCUGCCUAGCCAAACUAAUCAUGUGGUUAGAGAAGCGGGGAUACGACGUCGUCGUUGUCGCCGAGAGUGCCGGCGAAGCGCUGCUGAGGUCGUCAGUGAAAGCUGAGGCCGUUGGCAAGAAGAAGCUACCGCUUAUCAGUGCAUUUCAGAAGGAUCGCAUCCAGACGCACUUUGCAGAAAAGAGAAAGGAUUGCGGUGAUGACGAACGUGACCUCGAACGUGUCGCCGAAGGUAGUAUAGCUCAAACACUAGCGGAUCGUGGCAGGCAACAAGCCGCCUACAAUAACAAGUACAUUUUAUAA
Messenger RNA from Hyaloperonospora brassicae, 786 nucleotides. The record is from the annotation of a GenBank genome assembly. NCBI's taxonomy places the organism in Eukaryota, Oomycota, Peronosporomycetes, Peronosporales, Peronosporaceae.